AAUUGGUUUUUGGAUGGGCAAUGAUCAGUGGUGUCUCAACUCCAGGACGAGGAAACUGACGUAGCUUGUAUCGACCUUUGUGAAUUGAUGGAGAUUCCAUUUUCUUCACGACAAACUUUCACAAACCUUAUUAAACAUCACUUUCUCCCUUCCCUUCCUUCCCUUGUUUCCCAGCUUUGAUUUAGAGAAAGAGAGCGAAAGAUGUUGCAGUGCAUAUUUCUUCUGUCAGAUUCCGGAGAGGUAAUGCUAGAGAAACAGCUUAGUGGGCACCGCGUAGAUCGCUCCAUAUGUGCCUGGUUCUGGGACCAAGCCAUUUCUCAACCUGAUUCCUUCAAGCAACAGCCAGUUAUUGCUUCUCCCACACAUUAUCUAUUCCAAGUUUUUCGUGAGGGGAUCACUUUUUUGGCCUGCACUCAAGUCGAAAUGCCUCCAUUGAUGGCCAUUGAGUUCCUUUGUAGGGUAGCUGAUGUUCUCAAUGAUUAUCUUGGGGGGUUGAAUGAAGACUUGAUCAAAGACAACUUUGUCAUUGUAUAUGAGCUUCUGGAUGAGAUGAUAGACAAUGGCUUCCCGCUAACUACGGAACCUAAUAUCCUGCAAGAGAUGAUAGCUCCACCAAAUAUUGUUAGCAAAGUCUUGAGUGUUGUGACUGGAAGCAGCUCCAAUGUGAGUGAUACCCUUCCAGUUGCUACUGCAUCUCUUGUUCCCUGGAGAACGGCAGACACAAAGUAUGCCAACAAUGAAGUUUAUGUAGAUCUUGUUGAAGAAAUGGAUGCAACAAUAAACAGGGAUGGAGUUCUGGUGAAAUGUGAGAUCAAUGGUGAGGUUCAAGUGAAUUCCCAUAUCACAGGUCUUCCUGAUUUGACUCUUUCAUUUGCAAAUCCUUCAAUCCUUGAUGAUGUGAGGUUCCAUCCCUGUGUUAGAUAUCAGCCCUGGGAAUCCAAUCAAAUUCUUUCCUUUGUGCCUCCUGAUGGACAAUUUAAGCUUAUGAGUUACAGAAUUAGAAAAUUGAAGAACACCCCGAUAUAUGUAAAGCCACAAUUGACUUCAGAUGGUGGAGCAUGCCGUGUGAGUAUAUUGGUUGGCAUAAGAAAUGAUCCUGGAAAGACAAUUGAUAACGUAACUCUGCAGUUUCAACUUCCUUCUUGCAUCUUAUCAGCUGAUCUGACUUCGAAUUAUGGAAUAGUAAACAUCCUUGCUAACAAGACAUGCUCUUGGUCAAUUGGUCGGAUCCCAAAGGAUAAAGCCCCUUCAAUGUCAGGAACAUUGGUGCUGGAGACUGGAUUGGAUCGCCUUCAUGUCUUUCCCACAUUUCAAGUGGGUUUUAGGAUUAUGGGUGUUGCCCUCUCUGGUCUGCAAAUAGAUAAACUAGAUCUGAAGACCGUACCUUACCGUUUUUAUAAAGGUUUUCGAGCUCUUACUCGGGCAGGGGAAUUUGAAGUCAGGUCAUAAUUUUGUAUUUAACAUUGAGUGAUCUUAGACUUGUAAUGAUUCUGGACAUGAAAUUUUGUUGCAUGUACACGGCUAGUUUCAUUUGUAAAGAGUUGAUAGUGUUCUCUUCUGAUUUCAAAUUAUUUUCUUUUUAGGAUUGAUAAGUGUUUCGGUAUUGGAAUUAUCCUGGAUUUAUGAGAGAAUCGUGCGAGUUGUAUUUUGAAUCUGAUUUCUUUUAUUAACGGUUGGUAUUAUUGAGAACGAUUUGUCGUUUUUAAUGAUCUUA
Messenger RNA from Glycine soja, 1714 nucleotides. RefSeq names its product AP-3 complex subunit mu-like. The coding region runs from base 202 to 1449 and encodes 415 amino acids. The record is from RefSeq and is a predicted model, not a curated record. The transcript has 8 exons. Gene Ontology annotation, cellular component: clathrin adaptor complex; cytoplasmic vesicle. Gene Ontology annotation, biological process: endocytosis; intracellular protein transport. Lineage: Eukaryota; Viridiplantae; Streptophyta; Magnoliopsida; Fabales; Fabaceae.